Messenger RNA from Phialemonium atrogriseum, 1486 nucleotides. Its product is annotated as putative DUF833 domain-protein. Gene Ontology annotation, cellular component: Golgi apparatus. The transcript has 2 exons. The coding region runs from base 156 to 1298 and encodes 380 amino acids. Lineage: Eukaryota; Fungi; Ascomycota; Sordariomycetes; Cephalothecales; Cephalothecaceae. Gene Ontology annotation, biological process: Golgi organization; protein secretion. The record is from RefSeq and is a predicted model, not a curated record.
GUCCCUCCCUGGGUAUUUAAAAGGAGACCGACUCCCGCUAGCUCCAAAGCAGCACGACACAUACAUAUUUCGUAGUAUCUAUCGGAAUUAGGUACGAAACGGAAGCCCAAGGAAGAAAAAGAGAAAAAAAGAAAAGACGGAAACCAAGCCCCAGGAUGUGUAUCGUUCUCCUCACCACAGCACAUCCCAGCUACGCACUCAUCAUCCUCGAUAACCGGGACGAGUUCAUCCUUCGGCCCACCAGCCGGCCGCACUGGUGGACACCCGAGACCAGCGCGUGCCCGAGCGCGGCCGCGGUCAACGGGACAGCGAACGGGGCGGCGAACGGGACGGCGAACGGCGAAACCAAGCCGAAGCCUAAGCCCAAAGCGCAGGAGAUCCUUUCGAGCCGCGAUCUGCAGCGGGCCGAGCGCGGCACCUGGCUCGGCGUGACCAAGGCCGGCAACUUCGCGGUGCUGACAAACUACCGGGAGACGGACACGCACGAUGCCGCGCACCCGGUCCACGGCGCGCGCAGCCGCGGCGGCAUGGUGACGGCAUGGCUGGCCGCGAGCCCCGACGAGCCCACCGCGCACUUUGUCCAGCGCAUGCUCGAGGACGGCGGCGUCAGGGGCGUCGGGGGGUUCUCGCUGAUAUGCGGAAAGCUGCGGCCGCGGCGCGGGGGCGACGACGACGACGGGACGGGGAGGGCGCUGGAGCCGCUAGCCAUCAUCUCCAAUAGGAAUGAGUCUGUUGAUCAGGUCCCCUGGAUAUGUAGCGAGGAGGGCCGGUCCUACGGCCUCAGCAAUUCCUGCUUCUCUGACGAGCCCGCGUGGCCCAAGGUUGAGGAUGGCCUGAGGCUGGUCAAGGAGGCUGUCAAGUUGGCGGUCGCGGAGGAUAUGGACGAGGAUCGCCUGAUGGAGACCCUUUUCGCCGUUUUGGAUAGUGACACUCUCCCUAUUGACCCCGAGAUGGGCUUUGAGGACUACAUUCCCGUGUUGAAGCAGUCGAUAUUCAUUCCCGCCAUUGGCGACGAGGGUCAGAGGCUGGCCAUGGAACAGGCGACCAAGAACGGCAAGCAGCCGAUGUCUGCCUCUGCCGAGGUGCCCGAGGAGUUGACAAGCACCGAGCGACCUGACGAUGCCGGCCAGGGUUUCGAGACGGGCAUGUAUGGGACUCAGCGUCAGACGAUCCUGCUGGUCGACUGGGACGGGAAUGUGACUUACCGGGAGAGGGCAUUGUGGGAUGCCAAUGGGAAUCAGAUCCCUCGAGGGGCUGCCGAUAUGACGUUCAAGUUCAAAGUGGAUGGGUGGGACUAAGGGGGAAAGGGAGGCGGAUAUGGCUUUAUGUUGCAUCGGGACAACUGUGAUGGCGGCAUGGCACAAAGACCAUUGGCACGAGUCGGGCGCAUAGAAAUAGGUUCUUGCGCUGGUCCAUCUUGGGUAUUUUCUGCAUACAUACAAGGCAUAUAGGGCGGAGGGUGACAAAAAUACCACUCAAACUUAGU